AUUCCAUGAUUUAUGUUUGGACGGUUUUUUCGAGUGCGGAAAGAUUCCACUCCGGGGACAUCACGCCAAUGGAAUACAAAAUAUGCUAUGUAAAUAGGAGACGAUGAUUGCGAGGGGGGACAAGACGUGCGAGUCAACGCAGCAUUAUGUAGCAUUGUAACAUGAAGCUUAGUAAUUUCCUCGUUUACAUCACUAGCCUACUGUGGCUCAACCUGACAGACGCAAAAAUUUGCUACUUUUGGCACAUCACAGAUCUUCAUUAUGACCCGUUCCACAAUUCUCCGGAGUUCCACAGAGGAUGCCGACACAACCGGGGCAACACGGAGCACAGCCAUCGCAAUGGCCGGCACAGGGACCAUACGUGUGACAGCUCCUACUCUCUGAUACAAAGCGCCGCCGCGUUCAUGGCGGAGCGACACCCCGACACGCUUGAGUUCGUGCUUUGGACUGGGGACAUUCUAUCUUCAUCCAUGGAGCAUCUAGACGGAGAAUUCAAGUUGGAAGCCGUGCGGAACGUAACAGACGUAUUAAGUCGGACGUUUAGUAGUCAGUUCGUAUUCCCAGCACUGGGACACAGUGAUCCACCGCCUUCAAGAAGAUUAGUGGAUAUGUGGAUGCAGUGGCUACCGACAGAAGCUCUGCAGACAUUUGAAAAAGGUGGUUACUAUACUAUAGAACAAUCACAUAGCAAGUUGAGGAUCGUAGUGCUGAACAGCGUGCUGUGGGCUGGUGGCCAGACGAGGACUGAUGGUGCAACGCAGGGCAAGGCGCAAUGGGAGUGGCUGGAGCAGGUGCUUAGCACGGCUAGGAGGAAAAAUGAAAUGGUAUACUUAGUGGCGCACGCCGGGCCCGGCGUAGAGGAGCGACACAACGCCGGGAGUUCCUCAUCGACGGGAGGAGGGGAGCUGACUCCAACAGCCAACGCCCGACUCCUCUUCGUCGUCAGAGCGUUCAGUGACGUCAUCGCUGGACAGUUCUAUGGGCAUCGUCACGCGGAUACCUUCCGACUCAUUUAUAGUGAAGGGCGGCCAGUAUCGUGGGCUUUAUUAGCUCCCUCGUUGACACCACGCGGCGCCGGCAGCAUAUCGAACCCUGGAUUGAGGCUCUACAAAUUUGACUCCAAAACUGGAAAGGUUUUGGACUACACACAGUAUUACCUAGACGUAACUAAAGGGGAGAUGCACUGGGCGGUAGAAUACAAUCUGACGCAGUAUUACGGGCUGAGAGAUGUUAGUGCCGCUUCACUAGACGCCUUAGCCGAGAAGAUCCGCCACCACCAUGAUAGAGGGAUCUUUGCUAAGUAUCUAUCGGCUUUGCGUGUACGCCAUUCAACGGACAUAUCAGACUGCGACGCGGCGUGCACGCAUGUUCACUUCUGCGCGAUCACGCGCGCGGAUUAUCACGAGUUCCGUUCCUGCGUGCGCAACCCCGCGUCAGCACUUGCGUCGCGCGCGCCGCACAACUCAGCCGCCAUUUUGCUUUACGCAAUUUUGAUUUUAAUCUCUUCUUAAAAAACCACCAAGGCAAAAGUUCUCGCGUGUAUAUUUUGAGUAGAUCCACUGGAUUUUUUAUUGCUGUUGAAUAUUUUAGGACCAAUUUCACUACCUUCGUUUUAAUUAUUUCGAGUGCGGCUCGACAAGAUAAAUUGCAAGCAAAAUGUGUACUUUACAAUUUAUCUGUGCCAACUCUACAAACAAAGAUGCGUGAAUAUCUCAUGAACUUCGCUCGAUUUUACGUGUAUAUAGCAAACCUUAUUACGGGAGUUCCAUGGGAUCACAAUGGCCCCGAUUCCUGCAGACAUCUCUUAAUUUUACUUUAAGUUAUACCUGUCAUUUUCUUAUCCGCCGAAAAGGAAAGGGACGGAUGAUUGACAGCUCUUAAUUUUAGGAAGAAUGAGUAAAUAAAUGAAUAACCCGGGCGAAUUUUUAGACGGUUGUUUUAGAUUUGUGCUUAAAAUUGACGUGUGUUCCAUAAAUUUUAUGCUUGUCAAUUACCCGUCCCUUUCCUUUUCGGCGGAUAAGAAAAUGACAGAUAUAACUUAAAAUAAAAUUAGAUGGUAUUUACAGGAAUUAGCACCAAUCUCUGCUUAAAUUACUCAGGUAAGCAACUUACCGUAUGUUUCUGUUACACGAUUACUUAAAUAAGAUUCUCAUUCAAUCAGCUUAUGUCGAGGUGGUGAAAUAGGCGCUUAGCGUGUUGUAGGAUUCGUGAUCAGAAUAACUGAAAUAACUAUUUGUAAAAUAGCAUCAUGCUUCAGUUUUCAUAAGUAUAAAAGUGGUAUAUAAAAUCAUACUCAUUGAUGUAAUUAAAUAGACAUUAUU
Messenger RNA from Pectinophora gossypiella (pink bollworm), 2321 nucleotides. RefSeq names its product acid sphingomyelinase-like phosphodiesterase 3a. The transcript is spliced from 10 exons. The coding region runs from base 162 to 1511 and encodes 449 amino acids. The record is from RefSeq and is a predicted model, not a curated record. Lineage: Eukaryota; Metazoa; Arthropoda; Insecta; Lepidoptera; Gelechiidae.